Molecule: messenger RNA, 1971 nt
Organism: Scleropages formosus (Asian bonytongue)
Lineage: Eukaryota; Metazoa; Chordata; Actinopteri; Osteoglossiformes; Osteoglossidae
Exons: 11
Coding region: 212-1654 (480 amino acids)
Source: RefSeq, a predicted model, not a curated record
GCGCACCUCUUAUUUCCUGUCAUGUUUUUUUUGUCUUUUCACGCGUUACAACAUUUCGAGUCUCAGUUUGUUUGCCGGUGUUUUCUUUGCACUGGUACUGAGUGGUGGUUUCUCACACGCUUCCUCUCUGUGCGCUGUGCGCAUCUGCGCCGCGUUACACACACACACAAACACACACACACACACAUCUCUGUCUUCCAGGCGGGUGCUCAUGCUGAUUGGGCCACUCCCUCCCCUGUCCUGUCCUGUCGUGUCCUCGAGCUGCCGGUGUCCAGCCUCCGCACCAUCGAGGUACCGCUGUAAGUACCACUUAAUUUUCGAUAGAAAGAGUCUUGUAUCCAGUGAAGACUCAGAAAGAGACAGGGAGAAAGAAACAGAAGCUGUUGAGAAAGAAAUGGCUUAUAGACCAAUUUGUCUGUGGAGUUUCUUUGUGCUACUUCUGCACCCUGUGACUUGUGAUGUGUACUACAUGCAAGAGGGAAAGGACAUCACAAUAGCAUGUAUGAUGAAGCAGAAAGAGAAAGUGAUUAAAUGGAUGUAUAACUCCAAAGACAUAUUUGUUUUUCAGAAGUCUGGACCUCCUCGUCAAGGUUCUGCAGAAAUGACUUCAAGAUCACAACCGGGUCCUUCUAGUAGUCUAAAAAUUAAAAAUCUACAGAGAUUAGAUACUGGAAAAUAUGAAUGUCACUCCUCUGGCGGCAAAACAGAGCACCAGCUUUAUGUGGUAACAGUCUCAACCAGUCCUGCUGGUCCACUCCUGCACUCAUCCAAAGCAACGCUGAACUGCGGUGUUGAAGGCAGAAGCCCAACCAAAAGAAUUUGGAAGAGGCCCAAUGGAAUUAACGUGGACACCGAGAACGGCAUUGCUAGCUUAUCAUAUGUGACUCUCAACGAUUCAGGGACAUGGUUAUGUCUGAUUGAGGACAAUGGAAAGGAGUAUAAGCAAGAACUUAAGAUUAACGUACUGGGUCUCAACGGGAAUAUUAGCCUGUCUGUCGAAGAAGGGGUAUCGGUGACUCUCCCAUGCAUUCUGUCCUCCAGCCUCUCAUACCCUGCUUUCAACAGAUUUCAACUGGAUCGCAUUAAAUGGCAGGACCAUAAAGGCAACAUAUUACUAUCUACAAAGGAUAAAGUGCCAAAAAACAAUGAGAUGUUGUGGGGCAAAAUCCCCAAAAAUGUGGAUCUCACAAGGGAGAAGCUGGACACAAAUUUUUCUGUGGUACUGAAAAAUGUGAAAGUGGACCAAAGUGGUAACUACACUUGUUCAGUGGUCUUCAGCGAUUCCUCAUCCCUGGAAGUCAAGGUGAACUUGGAGGUCAACAAGCAGAUUGCGGGGAAUGUAGUUCAUCCUGCACCUCAUGAGAACCAAUCUACCACGACGCCAGUGCUAGAACAGAACUUGUGGCUAUGGAUUGCAGUUGGAGUGGGUUGCGCUAUUUUGAUCAGUCUUAUCAUUGUUGCCGUUCUCCUGCAUCAGCGAAAAAAGAGGAUCAAGAGGAGAAUGAGGAAGAUGAAGUCUCUGGAGCAGCGCAUGGUAGCCAGAGACUAUUGCGUGUGCAACCGUGCGGGGGACCAUCCAAACGGAAAUCGAAGGGAGAGGACAUCACAGGAAAAAGGCCGCAGAAGUGAGGAGAGGAGGAUCGCACAGUCCUGAAAUGGAGAUGCGAUGGAGCCUCGGAAAAGAGGUCAUAACUCAGAAUGUGACAGGGAAUGAGCACCUCCAGUUAAUAUUAUUUUACUUUAGCACUUCUUAAAGUAAUAUACAGUACUAUACUUGUUUGUUUCUGGCAAAAUGAGCUAUGGCUUCAAAACUUUUUUGAGAAUUUCUGUAUUUUGGUAAGGUUUCACGAUUUCCAUCUAAUUUUUAUGCUAAUGUAUUAGGAAUUACCGUAUUGUGUUUUGGCAACAAAGUGCAUCUAUGUUAACUGUGUUUACUGUUAUAAUAGCUUUCAAAAAAUAAAACUCUGAAUA